AUGUUGAACUUAAUAAAGUUUCGUAAGGAGCUUAUUUAAACUUUUGUAUUAAAAUUGGAUUAUUUAAGCGGCUCCUCGCAUCUAGUAAGAUUUCUUGGUAAGGAGAUUUUCUAAAAAGAAGUCCAGUAAAGUAAGAUUUUUAUAAUAGUAAAGAAAGAUUUCUGAGCAUCUAUAAUAUUGUUCAAUUCACUCACACUAAAUAUCUAGAACUUAAAAUUGAAAAACCUUUAUUCCUUCUAACAACAUAAUAUGAUAAUUUGCCUUUUCAGUUAUUGAGUGAUAAAAUUAGCUGA
Molecule: messenger RNA, 293 nt
Organism: Paramecium sonneborni
Lineage: Eukaryota; Ciliophora; Oligohymenophorea; Peniculida; Parameciidae
Source: the annotation of a GenBank genome assembly